GGCGGUGGGGGAGUGGACUCGACUGGCAGGGCUGGAAAAGGUUUUGCCAGAGAUCCAGGCAUAGAGGAGUUGGACCAGGAAGAUUGUGCCAGGUUGGCCGUCUGAAUUAAAGGUAGCCAGCUCUGGCAGGGAGGAAGGGAAGGAGGCUUGCGUCCAGUCCCCUGGCACCCCAGCUUGAGUCUGUAUUGGCUGGGAGGGGACCAGACCUCAAGGGAAGGAAGCAGAAAUCACAGGAAACCUGGAAGCCUGUGAUACUAGCCUGGGUCAAGCAAGAGGUUUGGGGAUCAAGGCUCUUAGCCAGUGGGCCCCGGCCUGAGGCUGCCUCAGCAAGCGAGGCAUGUGAGGCGCUGAGGGCAUGGCCCUGUGUGAGGUGAGGCUCGGUUGCCGAGCGACCAUCCCUGGGCAGCCACCUGCUGUCAGAAAGGCUCUGCUUGCUGCGCUCACCCCUCAGCUGCAGUCACCCUGGUCCUGCUCCUUCCUUCGCCACCAUGUCUCGGCAACUUAACAUGGACACGGUGCGGCAGAACUUCUGGAAGGAGCAGUAUCUGAGGGAGAAGGUGUUGCGCUGUGAAUGGCACCGCAAGUAUGGGUCGAUGGUGAAGGCCAAGCAGAAGGCUAAGACUGCAGCCCACGUACCCCUCAAGCUGCCCACCCUGCCCCCCAAAGCCCCACUCUCACCCCUGCCCGCCCCCAAAGCCGUUCCUUCCGAGGCCCCCAGCCCUGCCCUGGAGGCUCCUAUUCAGCCAGAAAUGUACCCAGUCCUGCCUGCCACCCGGGCCCUGCUGUAUGAAGGCAUCUCCCACGACUUUCAGGGCCGCUACCGCUACCUCAACACCCGAAAACUGGACAUGCCAGAGAGGCGCUACCUCUUCCCCAUCACCACCAACUUCACAUAUGGCUGGCAGCUGGGCCCCCCAGUGAAGCAAGAACUGGUCUCCUGCAAGAUGUGCCGCAUUGAAUCUUUCUUCCGCAAGAAUGGGGCCUUCGCACUGCUUGACCCCCGGGACCUGGCCCUCUGA
This is a messenger RNA of Aethalodelphis obliquidens (Pacific white-sided dolphin), 1019 nucleotides long. RefSeq names its product sperm microtubule inner protein 1 (gene SPMIP1). The coding region runs from base 489 to 1019 and encodes 176 amino acids. The transcript has 2 exons. The record is from RefSeq and is a predicted model, not a curated record. Lineage: Eukaryota; Metazoa; Chordata; Mammalia; Artiodactyla; Delphinidae.